This is a messenger RNA of Triticum aestivum (bread wheat), 2251 nucleotides long. RefSeq names its product polyphenol oxidase I, chloroplastic. Gene Ontology annotation, molecular function: catechol oxidase activity. The record is from RefSeq and is a predicted model, not a curated record. The transcript is spliced from 3 exons. Gene Ontology annotation, biological process: pigment biosynthetic process. Bases 95 to 1828 code for a protein of 577 amino acids. Lineage: Eukaryota; Viridiplantae; Streptophyta; Magnoliopsida; Poales; Poaceae.
AGGCACCAUCCGUUACCUCAAAAGUUCACCACAACUAGUGCAUUGCAUCCCUAACCCUAAGCGAGCAGCAGCCAGGUAGCAGACACCGGCAGCCAUGGAGAGCACUCGCGUGCUACCGAGUGCCAACCAUCGCAUGCCAUGCAGCCUCCAAACCUUUCCGCGACGCAACGUUCUCCGUGCCCUUCACCGCCGCAAGGACGCAAGGCAGCCACGUCGUAUCUCAAUCUCAUGCGAGGCGACCGGCGGCGGUCGCGUCGACCGCCGUGAGGUGCUCCUCGGCCUCGGCGGCGCCGCAGCUGCGGGGCUGGCCACGGACCAAGGUCGAGGCGCGAUCGCCGCGCCCAUCCAGGCCCCGGACCUCCGCAACUGCCAAACGCCCGACCUCCCGAACACGCCGCCGGACACCAACUGCUGCCCGACGCCCGGCACCGGCAUCACCGACUUUGAGCUGCCGCCCGCUUCCUCGCCGCUCCGCGUGCGUCCGGCAGCGCACCUGGUGGACGCGGAGUACCUGGCCAAGUACGAGAGGGCCGUGGCGCUCAUGAAGCAGCUGCCUGCCGAUGACCCGCGCAGCUUCGAGCAGCAGUGGCACGUGCACUGCGCCUACUGCGACGCCGCCUUCGACCAGGUCGGGUUCCCGGACCUUGAGAUCCAGGUGCACAACUGCUGGCUCUUCUUCCCAUGGCACAGGUUCUACGUCUACUUCCACGAGAGGAUCCUCGGCAAGCUCAUCGGCGACGACACCUUCGCGCUGCCCUUCUGGAACUGGGACGCGCCGGCCGGCAUGACGCUGCCGGCGAUCUACGCCAACAGGUCGUCGCCGCUCUACGACGAGAGGCGCGACCCCGCCCACCAGCCGCCGGUGCUGACCGACCUUGACUCCAGUGGGACCGACGCCAAUAUCCCAAGAGACCAGCAGAUCGAUCAGAACCUCAAGAUCAUGUACCGCCAGAUGAUUUCGGACGCGAAGAAGACGCUGCUGUUCCUGGGACAGCCGUACCGCGCCGGCGACCAGCCGGACCCGGGCGCGGGCUCCCUGGAGAACGUGCCGCACGGCACGGUCCACGUCUGGACUGGCGACCCGGCGCAGCCGAACUUGGAGGACAUGGGCAACUUCUUCUCGGCGGCGCGCGACCCCAUCUUCUUCGCGCACCACGGCAACAUCGACCGCCUGUGGCACGUCUGGCGCCGCCUCCGCCCGAGCAACACCGACUUCACCGACCCCGACUGGCUCGACGCCGCCUUCCUCUUCUACGACGAGGAGGCCCGCCCCGUGCGCGUGCGCGUCCGGGACUGCCUCGACCCGGCCGCGCUGCGGUACACGUACCAGGACGUCGGCCUGCCGUGGCUCAACGCCAGGCCGGCCAAGGCGUCCGGCGGGACGCCGGCGCCCGCCACAACCGGUACCCUCCCUGCCACCCUGGACAGGACCAUACGGGUGACGGUGACGAGGCCCAGAGUGUCCAGGAGCCGCCGGGAGAAGGAGGAGGAGGAGGAGGUGCUGGUCGUGGAGGGGAUCGAGAUCGCCGACCAUUUCAACAAGUUCGUCAAGUUCGACGUGUUGGUGAACGAGCCCGAGGGCGGAGUGGGCAGCACGCCGGCGACGGCGACGGGGUACUGCGCUGGGAGCUUCGCGCAUACGCCGCACAUGGUCCGGCCCGAGGAGAUGAGGAAGGGACCGGUCAAGACGGUGGCGAGGUUCGGCGUGUGCGACCUGAUGGACGACAUCGGGGCGGACGACGACCAGACGGUGGUGGUGUCGCUCGUACCCAGGUGCGGCGGUGAGCUGGUCACCGUUGGCGGCGUCAGCAUCAGCUACCUCAAGUGAAGUUACCUAAUGUGGUCCGCUCUCGCGUCGGUGGCUCGCCGUGGUAUAGAAUCUAUGUAAUGGUGAUGGUGAUGAAUUAUAAAUAGGGGUCUGCUAAUUCUCAGUCGACUGAGAAUUAGUGAAAUCUCAGUCGACAGGAUUAACCAUACGAUUCGAUUGACCUGUAUUUAUCGCUGAUGUAUUUUUGUUUUUCAAAACCUAUUGGGCUUUCUCUAUUUGAGCGGCUGGCGGCUGCAUGGGCUGUGGGCUACGGCUUGUGGUCCUUCUCAUUUUCCCUUUUCUGUUUUUUUUAUUUUCUUAAUAGAUAUCCCACGUAAAUAUAUUGUAUUUUUUGUUUUUCUGUUAGGUUUGUGUGUAUACAAAGAAGAUACGUGUACUUAUCUAGCUUUUUUUCUACUUUAUUAUUUAUUUUCUAUUUUCUCA